Messenger RNA from Penicillium odoratum, 630 nucleotides. RefSeq lists its product as uncharacterized. Bases 1 to 630 code for a protein of 209 amino acids. Gene Ontology annotation, cellular component: extracellular region. The record is from RefSeq and is a predicted model, not a curated record. Lineage: Eukaryota; Fungi; Ascomycota; Eurotiomycetes; Eurotiales; Aspergillaceae. The transcript is spliced from 3 exons.
AUGGUCUCUACUACGUCCACUCUCUCCGCCACAACCACGAUAACUGAAGUGACUACCCUUAUUCUUACUGAGACACCCACAAUCUCAACCACGUCUGAAUCGAAGGCUUCCACCACCGAGGAACCCGUGGCCACGAUUGAAGAACUCCCCUACCAGGGCACAUACCACGAAAAAGUCCUGUACAGUCACAAUAUCCAUCGAGGAAAUCACAGUGCCCCAAACCUGAACUGGGAUCAACGACUGUCAAAUGCCGCGCAUGAUUGGGCAAUCCAGUGCCAGUUCCACCAUAACACCGGCAUGCUUCCAGGUCGUUACGAUCAAAAUCUAGCCGGUAGCAGUCCCAAUGCUAGUAUGUCUCAGCACAUCUCUGAUUACUGGUACAAUGGCGAGAUGAGGAAUUUCGAUUCUCACUAUGGUCAGAGCAAUCCUGGUGAAGACUUUGGUGGGUAUGGACAUUUUACGCAGCUUGUCUGGAAGGAUACUCGGAGUGUGGGAUGUGCUACUAUCGACUGCCGAGGUUCAUCUCUUGGAAACUAUCUUGGCUUAUUCGAUCGCAAUGUCAUGAAGCCUAUUGGCUGGGAAACUGUGAGGGGCAGUGCAACGGAUCUCAUUGACCGGAAUUCCUGGUAA